AUGGGCUCUAAAACAGCUGAGAAUGAGAGCCAAGGAGGCGGUGAUGCUCCUCCCAGCUCAACCAAGGCGAAUGCCACUGGUGGGGAACCACGGGGCGCCCAUUGGUCCCGGGAUGGUGAUGGCACACUUGGAGAAGGAGAUGGCGAUGACGAUGCCGACCGCGACAAUGUCCCCUGCACUCUUACCCUGUCGUUGAAUUCGCAACCUGCACCCUCAACGAAUUCGAAGAAGAAACGAAAGCGCCCUAAGAAGAAGUCUUCUGUGUUGAAGCAAUCUUCACCCCCGCGAAUUCCUCUUGCCGAUCUCUUCCCUGAUCGCCGGUAUCCACAUGGCGAGACUCAAAGUUAUGAGUCUGUGGCCGAAAAUACGGCCCGCACAACUGCCGAGGAAAUCCGACACCAGUCUCGUCAUCACAUCGAAGAUGACUCCGUUUUGAAUGACUAUCGGAAGGCUGCGGAGGUACACCGACAAGUCCGACGCUGGACGCAAGAGAGCGUGCGUCCAGGUCAGACCCUCACCGAGAUUGCUGUGGGAAUCGAAGAUGGCGUUAGAGCGUUGCUCGAUAAUGCUGGCCUUGAUACUGGACAAGGUCUCAUAUCCGGACUGGGCUUCCCCACUGGUCUGUCACUCAACAAUUGUGUUGCACACUACACGCCGAACCCAGGCCAAAAGGAUGUGGUCCUCGACUCAAGCGAUGUCAUGAAGGUCGAUUUUGGUGUUCAUAUAAACGGCUGGAUUGUUGACAGUGCUUUCACAAUGUCAUUUGAUCCAACCUAUGAUAAUCUGCUUGCUGCUGUCAAGGACGCGACAAAUACUGGCAUCAAGAAUGCGGGGGUCGAUGUCCGUAUUAGCGAUGUCAGCGCUGCCAUACAGGAAGCGAUGGAGAGCUACGAGGUUGAAGUCAAUGGUCGGACGUUUCCUGUCAAGGCGGUGCGCGGCAUCACUGGCCACAAUAUUGAGCAAUAUCGCAUUCACGCCGGGAAAUCUAUACCAUUUGUCAAGAACAAUGACAACACCAAGAUGGAAGCGGGGGAGAUAUUUGCUGUCGAGACCUUCGGGACAACCGGUCGUGGUUAUCUCUUUGAUGGGCCUGGGGUCUAUGGGUAUGGUAAAGACCCAUCUGCACCAAAAAGGAUCACAUCGCACCUCGCCAGCGCCAAAUCCCUCUAUCAGAAAAUUAACGAAAAUUUUGGCUCACUUGUAUUCUGUCGCCGGUAUCUUGAACGGCUUGGCGUCGAACGUUAUCUGGCUGGUAUGAACAACCUUGUGUCUAAUGGGUAUGUUGAGGUUUAUCAGCCUCUGAUGGACGUCAAAGGAUCGUAUUCCGCACAGUUUGAACAUACCAUCCUGUUGCGAGAAUCAUGCAAGGAAGUGAUCAGUCGUGGAGAUGACUAUUGA
Penicillium samsonianum is the source of this 1398-nucleotide messenger RNA. RefSeq lists its product as uncharacterized. Gene Ontology annotation, biological process: proteolysis. Gene Ontology annotation, molecular function: metalloaminopeptidase activity. The record is from RefSeq and is a predicted model, not a curated record. Lineage: Eukaryota; Fungi; Ascomycota; Eurotiomycetes; Eurotiales; Aspergillaceae. The transcript has 6 exons. The coding region runs from base 1 to 1398 and encodes 465 amino acids.